UUCAAUUCAAGUCGAUCAUCUUCAAACAAUACACUACUCUUCCAUUUUUCAUCUUAAUUCUAUCACACUCACAAAUUAUAAUUGAAUUAAGCUCUAAUGGAAAAUGAUAUAAAGCUGAGGAAGGCCAUAUCCGAUAUAUCACUCCACAUAGAAGACAUAGAAGAUCACGUAACGUCGAAAAUAGAAUGUGAAUGUUGUGGACUUAAUGAAGAAUGCUCGUUUAAUUACAUAGAACAAGUAAAGGAUAUUCACAAUGGUAGAUGGGUUUGUGGACUUUGCUCCGAAGCUGUUAAAGAGAGGCUAAUUCAUCAUCAUCAUCAUUCAUCAACUAUUAUUACGUCGACAUCGAAAAUGGUGAUGAUGAUAGAUGCUUUAAGUUUGCACAAGGAGUUUUGUGACGAGUUUAACAACACUACAAGGAUUAACCCUCAGCUUUCGCUAACUUGUUCUUUGAAAGGGAUCGCGAUACGAAGCUCUCAACGUCGGAUAUUAUCAAGGGAUGAUAAGAAGUUGCCAUUGUCGAGGCUUGCCAGAAGUUCUAGUUGUUUACCAAGGAUUGAGAUCGAUCGACAUGGGGGAAAACCAUAGUUAUCUGAGGUUAUAAUCACAUGUUUGUUUUAAUUAAAACGUACUAUAGUAAGUUGAUUAAAUAUGUACUUAAUUCCUUCACAUUAAAUCAACAUAUAUGUGGAUAUUUUCAUUCAUCUU
This is a messenger RNA of Spinacia oleracea (spinach), 708 nucleotides long. RefSeq lists its product as uncharacterized. Lineage: Eukaryota; Viridiplantae; Streptophyta; Magnoliopsida; Caryophyllales; Amaranthaceae. The record is from RefSeq and is a predicted model, not a curated record. The transcript has 2 exons. The coding region runs from base 97 to 588 and encodes 163 amino acids.